Batrachochytrium dendrobatidis JAM81 is the source of this 2403-nucleotide messenger RNA. RefSeq lists its product as uncharacterized. The transcript is spliced from 4 exons. The record is from RefSeq and is a predicted model, not a curated record. Lineage: Eukaryota; Fungi; Chytridiomycota; Chytridiomycetes; Rhizophydiales. Gene Ontology annotation, molecular function: protein binding; asparaginase activity. Bases 1 to 2403 code for a protein of 800 amino acids.
AUGUCUGCUCAUGUUCCUGAAUCAGGGACAGUCCAGAUGAAUCAAAACAACAUUCCGUCGGUUAUGCCUGUGCUUCUGAAUGCAAGCACAGUAGAGAGUCCAGGUGUUCAAGAGCAGCCUGUUUUCAACAACGAUGCUGUUAAUGUUCAGGUUGAAUCGGACAUUGUAGACUCGAUGGUUUCUGCAGACACCUCGAGAGUGCUGCUGAUAUAUACUGGUGGAACCAUUGGCAUGCAGAAUUCUCAUCCGCAUGGCUAUCGACCAGUCAAGGGUUAUCUGACGCAGACGCUGGCUAAUAUGCUGAGAUUUCAUACUCAGACAGCAGAGGGUUGGGCUCAUCCUCACAACUAUGGCCACGGGGCUUCAACUCCCAUCCAUUCAGUGCCUCGAUUCACUAAUUUGGUUAAUGUGAUUCUCGAAGACUCGAAUGUUGGCAUGUCGACUGCCAACAGCAGCACCACAUCUAACCCUUCAAACACUCGUGUUGUCAAUGGUACGCCAGUUAAACAAAUUCAGCUGCCUGCUCUCAUCUCACCACCUUCUCUCUACGGUAAACGCAUCAAUUACUCCAUUCUCGAGUAUGAGCCUUUACUCGACUCUUCAAAUAUGACCAUGACCGAUUGGGUCAAGAUUGCUACAAAUAUCGAAGUCAACUAUCGUCUGUUUGACGCCUUCAUCAUCCUUCAUGGCACUGAUACCAUGGCUUACACGGCUUCUGCACUCAGUUUCAUGCUCGAGGAUCUUGGAAAAACUGUGAUUGUCACGGGCUCGCAGGUCCCAUUGGCCGAAGUGCGUAAUGAUGCUGUCGAUAAUUUGCUAGGUGCAUUAACAAUCGCUGGCCAUUUUGUCAUCCCAGAAGUUGGCCUGUUUUUCGAUAACAAAUUGUUUCGAGGAAACCGUUCUUCAAAAGUAAACGCUGUCGAUUUCAAUGCCUUUGAUUCUCCUAAUCUGCGUCCUUUAGUCAAUGUCGGCAUUAAUAUUGAUGUAUCGUGGGUGGAUAUUUGGAGGCCAAAACGAAUUGCUGAAUUUAGAACAUUCAAGGCCAUGAAUCCUUCGGUAGCAACGCUGCGACUAUUUCCUGGCAUUACUGAGGCAACUGUGCGUGCAUUUUUGUCACCUCCAAUUGCUGGCGUAGUUCUAGAAACUUAUGGAUCUGGAAAUGCACCAAGCAAUCGUCAUGAACUACUCAAGGCGUUCAAAGAGGCCUGCGAUAGAGGGCUUGUAACGGAUAUUUACGAAACAGGAAAGGCAUUGACUGCAAUUGGAAUCGUGCCAGGAGCUGACAUGACACCUGAAUGUGCUCUAACUAAACUAUCUUAUUUACUUGCCAAGUAUUCGGAUGUUCAUAUUCUGCGCAGAUUGAUGCGAAAAAGCUUAAGAGGAGAACUUACCAUUCCGGUGCGUCGUCAACGAUUCACUUAUUUUAUGCGUCCAAGUGGUUCAACUGCCAUCUCCAGCCACGGAAAUUCUAUUUCGUCCUUGCUUGCAAUGCUAGGUGUUCAUCGCCCAAUACAUUCGACAUCUCGCAGACCAAGUGAGCUUCUCGAACAGGAUUCUUAUUCAAGUAGUUUGGGCCAACAGUUUGGCGAAUCCGGUGCAGAAACGGAUGAUCCAGAAGCCUACUCUAGCAAUUUAGAGAAUGUGUUGGUUCCUCUCUUGCUUUGUCAGGCUGUACGCGCAGUUGAUCUAUCUGGAUUAACUACUGUUUUAAACGAGUAUGAGCAUAUGGUGAAUGUCCAAGACUAUGACGGACGUGGGCCAUUGCACGUUGCUGCGAGUGAUGGUCAGCGUGACUGUGUCGAAUUGCUUCUUCGUCAUGGUGCCAACGUUCAUUUGCGUGACAACUUUGGGCAUUCUGCCUUGUUUGAUUGUGUUUCAGGAGGUCAUGUCGAAGUGGCUUCACUACUAAGAAAAGCUGGCUCUCAUUUUUCCUUGGAAGAGGAAACUGACGUGACAUGGCUACUCUGCAAAUCUGUUGUCAAUGGUGAUGUUUCCCGAGUGCGUAUGCUAAUGGAAUGUGGCGCAGACAUGAAUAAACCUGUACAAGACGGUCGCACCGCUCUUCAUCUAGCGGUUUCUCAUAACCACAUUGCGCUCCUUCAGCUGAUCAUCCAUGCUGCGAGAGAGAUUCAACUUAGCCAACAUCUUGCUUCAUGUACUGUCCAGUCUCCUAUAUCUCCUGAUGUACCCCCUCUCAGCAUGCAUUCUAAUCUCAGCUUGUCCAACUUGAUGGACAUGUCGAGAGGGCUGUCCUCAUCGGCUCUGCCGCAUACUACAGGUGUAAACCUUGAACCGGUGGAUGGGUGGGGAAAUACUCCCUUGGAUGAUGCAGUGCGGUUGGGACGUGACGAGGCUGCAGCGAUUCUUCACGAUGCACUGAUACUGUCCAAAACGGACGAGUAA